Tarenaya hassleriana is the source of this 2925-nucleotide messenger RNA. Its product is annotated as putative pentatricopeptide repeat-containing protein At1g16830. NCBI's taxonomy places the organism in Eukaryota, Viridiplantae, Streptophyta, Magnoliopsida, Brassicales, Cleomaceae. The transcript has 2 exons. Gene Ontology annotation, molecular function: protein binding. The record is from RefSeq and is a predicted model, not a curated record. The coding region runs from base 210 to 2192 and encodes 660 amino acids.
UACAAACAUAUUUUCUUCUCCUGUCACUGGGACGAGACUUUGGCCAAAACCCUUCUCUCCUCUCUCUCGUCCUGUAUUCUAGAUUCUCCCCUCGAACAAACCUCGGUUUCCCGGAAAAUACUCACUUUCCUGGGAAAUUCGCCUCAUGGUUUAAGUCUCUUCUCCGCCUUCGAGUAGUUCCGUACCAUCGUUCUUUAUGCGCGGGUAAAAUGCUAUGGAGAUCCAAUCUGACCACGCGGCACAUAAGACACGGCGGAAAAACCCUCAAGGCACUGGGUUUUCUCUCCUGUUAUCACAGUUCACCGAAGGUUAGUGAAACCCUCGAAUUUUCUCGGGAAAAUGCUAACCAAGACGGUGGAUUUCAGGGAGUUUCUGUAAAGCCACUCAAGCAUGAUACGGUGAAUUCUGUGCUAAGAAACUGUCCUUCUGAUUUGCUUGCCCUGAAUUUCUUCAUGUGGUGCGCCAAGCAAAACAAUUACUUUCACGAUGCUCGAGCAAUCGAUUACAUGGUCGGUGUUGUUGAGAAACUAAGUGUUCGAUUCGAAGGCGUUAGAGGAAUAAUAAGGGGAUUGGAAAGCGUCAGUUGUGUCAUAAAGCCUCAGGUUUUCUUGCUGUUGAUGAGAAUCUUUUGGCGUGGAGGAAUGUAUGAUAAGGUCUUCGAUGUUUACGAAGGCAUGCGUGAUUUUGGUUUUGUGCCCAAUACAUUUGCUGAUAAUGUGGUCAUGGAUGUAUGUUUCAAGCAUGGUUGUGUUGAUAAAGCCAUUGAAGUUUUGAAGGAAACCCCGAACCCUAAUUUCCUGAGUUUUAACAUUGCAUUGGAUAAUCUGUGCAAGAUGGGUGAUUUUGUUAAUCUUAAGGUUGUUAUUAGGAUGAUGAUGAGGAGAGGUUUCUAUCCUAAUACCGUGACUCUGGCAAAUAUCCUCAAUGGAUUCUGCAAAGCAGGAAAUGUCGCCGAAGGCUUUCAAGUUUUGGGCUUGAUGAUUCAUUUGGGGAUUUCUGUUUCUGCAAAUGUUUGGAGUAUGUUGAUUAACGGUUUUUUCCGUUCAAGACAACCUCGGAAGGCAGCCAAGUUGUACAAUAAGAUGCUCGAGACUGGUUGCUGCCCGAGUAUUGUGACCUAUACCACUUUGGUUAAGGGGUUUUGGGAAUGUGGGAUGACUAGUGAUGCUGUUCGUAUGUUGAAUACUGUGAAGUCUAAAGGAUUAGCUCCAGAUAUUGUUCUUUGUAAUGUCAUGAUAGAUUUAUUCACAAAGAUGGGAAGAUAUGACGAUGCUCUUGACGUUUUCGGCAGUUUGUCAGAACAGGAACUUGUUCCGGAUAGAUAUACGUUUUCUUCCAUAGUAUCUAAGACAUGUUUAUCCCGAAGAUUCGAUCUCUUGGAAAUGAUUGGUAAUGGCACUGCAAUAGAAUUAGAUCUGGUUGCCUGCAACUCGUUUUUAAACUAUUUUUACAAGACCAGGGAUCCAUCUUCUGCUGUGAAGGUAUACAAACUCAUGACAGAAGCAGGUGUUACUGUGGAUAGCUAUAGCUUUGUUGGAGUGUUGUAUGCUCUUUGUGGAGAAGGAAGAGCUUCCUAUGCCAUUAAUGUAUAUAAUGGAUUGGUGAAGAAUUACCCUCGUCUUGUCGAUGCUCAUGUUCACACUGCUAUCAUCGACGGGCUAAUAAAGCUCAGGAAAUAUGACCAUGCAGAACACUUGUUCAGACAAUGCAUCUUGAAGAAAUACCCCAUAGAUGUUGUGUCCUACACAGUAGCCAUCCGGGGACUUGUCUUGUCAAGAAGGAUCGAGGAAGCAUACUGUUUGUUUUGUCGGAUGAAAGAAUCGGGUGUUUCUCCGAAUGCAAGAACCUACGAGACUAUCAUCUGUGGUUUAUGCAAGGCAAAAGACACCAAGAAGGCCAAACGAUUAUUACGAGAACUUGUGAAGGAAGGGAUGGAAAUGAAUCAAGAUACUUUGAUCAGAGUGUAUGAACUAUUGUCUAGAUCACGCCAAGGGUUCUUAGAAUUCAGCUGGCUCUUCGAAACCUGGAGUUCGGGUACAAUGAAAAGCUUAGGCAAUUCUAAACCUGGGUUUGUCAAUGUGGAUUCUAGCAUUGUAAGAGCCAAGAAUGGUGACCCUUCAGCAUUGGAUGAUAUGGUAAUGGAUGCAUGUAGGGUUGAUGAUUGGUCGGAUAUGGCUGCUUCAGCCGGUUGAGUUUAAGAAAAAAACACUUACAAACUCAGCUUUCUUUACCAUGAUGGCCUCAGAAGCGACAUGGCAGAAACACAGCUUUCUUUAACAUGGCCUCAGAAGCGGAAAUGGCUUAUCUGGGCUACCACGGCAUGUCCAUCCAGUUUUUACUCCUAAAGAUACUGAUGCUUAAUUACAAGCACCCGUAUGCUUCACUUUGCCAUGUGGGUUUCAACUUUCAACGAGAAAGAUUUACAGUCUGUUACUUGGUGUCAUGACGUGAGUUACAUGCAGAUCCAAUGAAUAAGCUCUGCAACUCCAUUGGCAACAGACAAAAUCAUGCAAACCGGUACAAGUGGUUUCCCCAUUACCGUUCUGACCAGAAACCAGUUUCUCCGACCAAAACACGGAGAAGAAGAUCUCGAGACAUGAUUCAGUAGAUCGAUGGAGAUGAAAACGACAAGAAUUUACUCGAUUUUCGCUCUUUCGAAUGUUCUCUCUCUCUCUCUCUCUCUCUCUCUCUCUCUGUUCUGUGUUUCCGUGUAAGAAUAAGAUCAGUGAGGUUUUUGCCGGCGGAGAGGGGCAGGUGGGGACAUGACACGUGUCUGACGUGUGGGGGCCAGAAAACGACAAAAGACAGUCGUGGGGAGGCGGGCUUGCGUAGCAUCCGAACGUGCACACGUGUACUGUUGCUAACUUCCAUAUCAUUUCUAAACUAAAGCAGGUGUUUUAAAUAAACCGGUUUGGUUCGGUCAAA